GUUCGUCGACGUCUUGCUACCGUACUGAAUAGUCGAUUGUAGCACCGCGACUUUUGACGUAAAAAUAUUUGUAAAAGCGUGCGCUAUUCAAAACUUUGAAAAAGUUUAGUUUCAAUAUUUGUAUAAAGUUCAAUGAAUAAUAUUAUUGAUAUAUUGUGAGGUUCAAUUCAUUGUUCAAAGGUGUUUGAGAAAUGAGCCCAACAUCUAUGGAUCAACAAUAUAUACAUGCACGUUCAAAAUAAUUAAUCACGUGUUACCAAUCAAGUAAGAAUUUAACAUGGAGUUUAAUGAUCCAAACUCAACUUUUUCUACUGCCAGCAUCAAUGAAACGUUCGAUAAUCUAACCUAUUGGUACACGGAUGAAGAUUAUGAUUAUAUAACGUACGUCAAAAUCGCUCAAAUAUGCAUCUCCUUCCUCCUUGUUUGUUGUUUAUUGGCCAUGUGCGUCAACUGUUUGGUCAUUCUUAGCGUAUUUUGGGUAAGGACCCCUUUAACGCCAAACUUAAAAAUCAGUUUGAGUUUGGCGGUUGCAGAUGCAUUAAGCUCUAGUAUGACUGGCUUCUUACUGCUUAUUGACAAACUUGGAUUGAGAACAUUCUUCACUUGUGUGGCGGAAUUACUACGCUUAAGCGGUAUCGUUAUAACAGUUCUGCAUCUACUGGCCUUGAGCUUUAAUCACUACAUUGGUAUAAUGAAACCUCUUCAUUACAACGUGAUUGUUACCAAAAGAAAAGUUACAAUUGUUAUAGCUACAUUAUGGGUAUGUCCUGUAUUAGUUCUAAUCGCAUUAUCAACCUUGGAAAAUAGUGAAAAGCUCAUAAACGGCAUCCAUUACAAUACUUGUAAUUUUCAAAUAUUCUCGACAUUCGCUUUUAGAUUGAGCUACAGUUUUUUCUAUUUUUUCCCCAUAAUAUUAAUGGUUUCUUGUUAUACUCAUAUCUUAAUAACCGUAAGGAAACAACAGAAUAAAUGGAAGAACGUGUCUAGAUCUGGGAGUUCGAAGUCGAAAGGACGAAGUGUACAAGCGAAUAAUCCAAGUCAGAAGGUAAUAAGAGAACAAGCUAGACUGCAAGGAAAUAUCAAAGCUGUGUAUACAACUCUUUUCAUCUUAGGAUCUUGCUUUAUUGGUUGGAUGCCCGCUCUACUAUUUUACAUACUAUCUUGUGAUGAUUGUCCAAUAAGUGGAAAAACUCUUGAAAAAGUCAACCGAGAUUAUAAAUAUGAAGUGAUGAUUGUUCGUUUAAUAGAAAAUACACUCAUUAUUAUGAAGAUGUUUGCCAAUCCUAUCAUAUACACCAUAAGGAUGAAGGAAAUCAAAGACAGCACAAAUCGAAUGUACCUUGCCAUUACAGGAAUAUUUUGUCCAAGUCGAAGGAACAACAACACUUAUGGAUUAGCAUAUCAGCCGUCUCGAAAACAACAUAGUGCAAUCAUAUCACAAACGCGUAUCAACUCGUUUAGAACGUCGACCGAAACUCAAGUUAUUUGACAAGACUUUAAUAUGAGAAACACGCCGUUGUAAAUUGUAUGCUCUCACUCUAUUAUGUGUGUUGUAUACGUUAAAGAAAUCAAUGUUUGAAGAAAAACCGUUUGUUUGGUGUAUUCAUUAGGACCGAAGUACUGAAAACGGUACUCAAGAUUCAAGUACUCUUAAUUGAGGUACAAUGUAUUCUAUACAAAAUGCAAGUGCGGUUAUCCUAAAAAUGUUGGCUCAAUUCAUCAAUGUUAUAAACCAUUUCAAAUGGAAAAAACUAAUGACAUGUUUGCUGGACUGUCUUUCUAUUUAUAAUAUAUUUAAAGUGAAUGUACAAAAAGAUAUUAUGUAACGAUGCAAAAUAAAUAUGAAGAUG
Molecule: messenger RNA, 1850 nt
Organism: Diorhabda carinulata
Lineage: Eukaryota; Metazoa; Arthropoda; Insecta; Coleoptera; Chrysomelidae
Product: octopamine receptor beta-2R-like
Exons: 6
Coding region: 278-1489 (403 amino acids)
Biological process (GO): G protein-coupled receptor signaling pathway
Cellular component (GO): membrane
Molecular function (GO): G protein-coupled receptor activity
Source: RefSeq, a predicted model, not a curated record